AAUAACUACUCAUAAGUAACACACUAGAAGUGUCUUGCAUGCUUAAAGCACUAGGACGUUGUUCUCUUUUUAAACAUCGAUCAUCAGAUAAUAAACAAAAAAAUUGUAGAAAGAAAAUGGCAGAAAAGAGUAAGAUCUUGAUCAUUGGAGGAACGGGUUAUAUCGGUAAAUUUAUCGUUGAGGCUAGCGCGAAAGCCGGGCAUCCUACUUUUGUUCUUGUUAGGGAAUCUACGCUUUCUGAUUCUUCCAAAUCGUCUUUGAUCGAUUCGUUUAAGAAAUCGGGUGUUACUUUUGUCACUGGUGACUUGUAUAACCAUGAGAGUCUGGUGAAGGCAAUAAAGCAAGUGGAUGUUGUGAUAUCGACAGUGGGUCAUGGACAACUAGCAGAUCAAGGAAAAAUCGUUGCAGCAAUUAAAGAAGCCGGUAACAUCAAGAAAUUCUACCCAUCCGAGUUUGGAAAUGAUGUGGAUCGUACUCAUGCUGUUGAGCCAGCCAAAUCAGCAUUUGCUACCAAGGCUCAGAUUCGCCGUGCCAUUGAGGCCGAAAAAAUCCCUUAUACAUAUGUUUCUUCGAAUUGUUUUGCUGGUUAUUUCCUUCCAACAUUAGCGCAACCAGGAGUCACCGCUCCCCCAAGGGACAAAGUAAUUAUCUUAGGCGAUGGAAAUGCAAAAGUUGUUUUUAAUGACGAACAUGACAUUGGAACCUACACUAUUAAAACCGUGGAUGACCCAAGAACCUUGAACAAAGUCGUUUACAUCAAGCCUCCUGGUAACAUUUACUCAUUUAACGAAUUGGUGUCAUUGUGGGAGAAAAAGAUAGGCAAAACCUUGGAAAAGGUUUAUCUUAGGGAGGACCAAGUUGUGAAGAACAUACAAGAGUCUCCAGUCCCGCUAAACGUGGUGCUAUCAAUCUCUCACUCCAUCUUUGUUAAGGGAGAUCAAACAAACUUUGUGAUUGAACCAUCAUUCGGGGUGGAAGCUUCUGCUCUUUAUCCGGAUGUUAAGUACACUACCGUUGAUGAGUAUUUGAGUCGCUUUGUUUGAGAUGUCGUGUCUUGAUGGCCCGUUUGAUGGUGGGUUGAACUAUCACAAAAAAGAUGUUUGUAUCUAUAAGUGUGGAUGGUUUCUGUUUUCUAAAUCUUUUCUAUGUGUGCUGGUCUGUUGCUAAAGUUUGUAAGAAUAAGGAGACUUAAGUACCAUAGUGGACCCUUUGUAAAUGUGUGGAAUGCACUACAACCUUUAACUUUUAACUUUUGAGUGUUAUAAUGUUGUAAUGCUAUGCUAUGAAAAGGAAUAUGUGGUAUGCUACAGCCUUUUGAGGUUUUAUGGUA
This is a messenger RNA of Erigeron canadensis, 1330 nucleotides long. Its product is annotated as phenylcoumaran benzylic ether reductase Pyrc5-like. The coding region runs from base 39 to 1043 and encodes 334 amino acids. Gene Ontology annotation, molecular function: oxidoreductase activity. Lineage: Eukaryota; Viridiplantae; Streptophyta; Magnoliopsida; Asterales; Asteraceae. The transcript has 5 exons. The record is from RefSeq and is a predicted model, not a curated record.